UUACCAACUCUCGGAUCAGGCCAUCUCAUGACUGAAUCAGCGUCGAAGUUACUAUGUAACUUAUAGAGAGUCCAAGGUCCAACAUUAUACGAUCAUUUUCCACUUAUUUUGCUGCAACUAGUGUGAGAGGAUGUCUCUGUUCGAAAGAAAUAUUUACAAGACGUCUGUGUUUUUUAUGGUGAUAUGCCUAUGUGGGAUAGCAACAUCUUAUAAUGAGGCGGAGGAGGAGGGUCAGUGUAUUUGGUAUGGGGAAUGUGAAAAUACGCCCUCAGGCAAAAUUAACUGUCAAUAUAAUGGACCCCCAAAGGUGAUGGAAGAUCCGGUCGGUAUGGAUAUUCUCCGGACUUACUGUCCAGAUCUCGUCACAGGUAACCAGACCAAGACAUGCUGUGAUGUGAAUCAGCUCCACACCUUGCAGUCCAACAUGGGGCUUCCCCAGCAGUUCUUUCUCCGAUGCCCAUCCUGCUACAACAACUUCCUCAACUUGUACUGCUACCUGACUUGUGGGCCCCACCAAAGCAGAUUUCUGCAGUCAAAUGGAACAGAAGUUACACCAGCCAACAAAACAGCUGUCAAAGCAGUAAACUACUAUCUAACAAACGAAUAUGCCAACGGAAUGUUCAACUCGUGCAAAGAUGUUCAAAUGCCGUCAGCCAAUGAGAAAGCUUUAAGUGUCUUCUGUGGGCGGCCUGCAGACCAAUGUUCAGCAGAACUCUGGCUCAGCUACAUGGGAUCGACAGCUAAUGGCCACACCCCUUUCACUAUCAAUUUUGCAAUUGGAGAUAAAAAUGUGACACAAGGUAAUACCACAUACGUUCCAAUGAACUACACCAUCACUGGCUGUAACCAGUCAUAUAAGAACCGGUCGGUGUGCAGUUGUCAGGACUGUGAGGCAAGCUGUGCCCCUGUGCCACCCAUCCCCCCAAAGCCAGAACCCUGCAAAAUCCUCCACAUUGAUUGCUACUACUUUGCAUUUGCCAUUGUUUGUCUGGUUUUCAAUCUAUUCUUCUUCAUAUAUGUCAUUUGCUAUAAUAUAUUGGUUCGAAACUCUUUGGAUGUUAUGGAUUCGCAGUAUUCUCGACUUGAGGAUGAGGAUGGAGAUUACAGUGGAGUCUUCUGUGUGAACGGUGACGGCAAGAAGAGACCCAGACCUGGAGCCCAGAGGAUCAAUGCCCCCAAAGUCUCCCACGCAGAUAUCAGCUGCCUGGAGAAAACUGGAUCAUGGAUGGAGACACUUUUGGAGUCGUUCUUCCACGCCUGGGGAACAUUUUGUGCCCGACAUCCCAUUCUAGUGAUGGUGGUCGGUCUGGCAGUAGCUGGUGCCCUGUCUGCGGGAAUCUCCGUGUUCCAGGUGACCACUGACCCCGUGAAGUUGUGGUCGGCCAAAGACAGUCAGGCACGCACAGAGCGGGACUACUUUGAUUCUCAUUUUGGGCCAUUCUACAGAACAGAGCAGCUAAUUAUUACUCGACCCAACAACCACACAAAUGUUGUACACAAAAACCCGCCCCCCUCCGUGGACACUGUCAAUUAUACCAGCAUAUUUGAUAAGGAGUUUCUACAUAUGGUACUGGACCUUCAGCUGGCCAUUCAGAAUCUGACCGCUGAGUACAAUGGGGAGACAGUCACCCUGGAGGACAUCUGUUUCCAGCCCCUGGCCCCCGACAACACCAAGUGUACCAUCCAGAGCAUCCUCCAGUACUAUCAGAACAACCACACCAACAUCGACAAGGUCGUGAUGGACAGCUACGGAUUCUUCGUCGUAGCCGACUACAUAGAUCAUCUCCGUUACUGUUUGCAGGCACCUGCAUCAACACAGGACACAGUAGGUCUGAACAUGAGCUGUCUGGCAGAGAGUGGUCAGCCAAUAUUUCCCUGGAUCUCACUGGGAGGAUACAAAGGAAAUGACUACAAGUCUUCUGAAGCCUUGGUGAUAACUUUUGUUGUGAAUAAUCACUUGGCCGAAGAAAAGAACAAGAAGGCAGAGGCAUGGGAAAAAGUGUUUAUUGAGAAGAUGAGGUCUUUCUCCAGUCCCAACAUGACUGUGUCCUUCUCCUCUGAGCGCUCCAUUGAGGACGAGAUUAACAGGGAGAGUGACUCGGACGUUCUGACCAUACUCGCCUCCUACCUCAUCAUGUUUGGUUAUAUCGCACUCACGCUCGGACAGUACGGCGAUUGUGUCGACUGCUCUCUGCCCAAAAUGCUGGUGGAUGCUAAGAUCACCCUGGGUCUGGCCGGUGUGUUGAUUGUACUGCUGUCCGUCUCCUCGUCCCUGGGUCUCUUCAGCUACUGUGGAAUAGCGGCCACUCUCAUCAUCAUUGAGGUCGUACCGUUCCUGGUGCUGGCUGUUGGUGUGGACAACAUCUUUAUAUUGGUGCAAACAUUUCAGAGAGACAAGCAGAGGCCUGGAGAAACUACGGAGGAGCAGAUCGGUAGAAUUCUGGGGCAGGUCGGGCCGAGCAUGAUGCUGUCCAGCUUCUCGGAAUCCAUCGCGUUCUUCUUAGGAGCUUUGACAAAUAUGCCUGCUGUGAGGGUGUUCUCCCUUUACGCUGCAAUGGCCGUCCUCUUUGAUUUCCUACUUCAGAUUACAGUUUUCAUUGCACUUAUGACACUUGAUGCCAAGAGGCAAAAGGGUAACAGACUUGACAUGUGUUGCUUCGUCAAAAUGGGGAACCAGAAAUCUGGGGACAAAGACAGUGAGGGAUUCCUGUAUAAGUUGGUCAAGGACUACUACUCUCACCUCCUGCUGAAGGAGUGGGUGCGACCGAUAGUGAUGUCAAUUUUUGUGACCUACUUUUGCAUUAGUGGAGCAGUCAUUCACAAUGUAGGAAUUGGUCUGGAUCAGAAACUUUCCAUGCCUGAUGAUUCCUAUGUUUUGGAUUAUUUCAAAAACCUGAGUGCUUAUCUCCACACUGGAGCCCCCGUUUAUUUUGUGGUUGAACAAGGACAGGAUUACAAGUCAGUGGAAGGCCAGAACUCCAUCUGUGGAGGGAAUGGCUGUCCACAGAACUCCCUGGUCGGACAGAUCUACACAGCGUCUCUACAGUCCAAUUACUCUAGGAUAGCCCAGCCUACAUCGUCCUGGCUAGAUGACUACCUGAGUUGGCUGUCCCCAGGUGGAGACCCCCCAUGCUGUAGGGAGACCAAGUCCUCCCACCAGUUCUGUCCCUCAACAGACAACUCUUCUGUAUGUAUUGGGUGUCCAAUGGGAAAAUCAAUUCAUGGGAGGCCGAAUGAAAAAGAUUUCAUGAAAUAUCUUCCAUGGUUCUUGAAGGACAACCCGGGGCUCAAAUGUGCUAAAGGAGGACAUGCUGCCUAUGGAAGUGGAGUUAAUCUCAUCAACAACAAAACAGAUGUCGGAGCAACCUAUUUCAUGACAUAUCACACCAUUAUGACUGAAAAUGAGGAUUACAUUGAGGGCCUGAAGAUGGCCAGAAAAAUAGGAGACAACAUCACAAACACCCUUAGAACAAUGCUCCAUAACGACAAUAUCAAAGUGUUCCCAUACAGUGUGUGGUACGUGUUCUAUGAGCAGUACCUGUCCAUUGUGAAAGACACCAUCCAGAACCUGUGUAUCUGCAUUGCCGCCAUCUUCCUGGUGACCUUCCUACUGCUGGGCUUCGACUUCUUCUCAGCCAUCAUGGUGGUCAUCACGAUCGGCAUGAUACUGGUGGACAUCCUGGGUCUCAUGUACUUCUGGGACAUCACCCUCAAUGCUGUGUCCCUCGUCAACCUGGUCAUGGCUAUUGGCAUAUCAGUGGAGUUCUGUGCUCACAUCAUUCGAGCGUUUGCAGUCAGUUUACAGCCCACUCGAGUUGAGCGAGCUCGGGAAUCCUUGGCACACAUGGGUAGCUCUGUUCUGAGUGGCAUUACACUGACCAAGCUGGGAGGAAUAAUUGUGCUGGCUUUCUCCAAAUCGCAGCUGUUUCAGGUCUUCUAUUUCCGGAUGUACUUGGCCAUGGUUGUAUAUGGAGCCUCACAUGGAUUAAUUUUCCUGCCAGUUUUACUUAGUUAUAUAGGUCCACCACUUAACAAAGCCAAAUUAUACAAGCACCAAAACAGGGACCAGUCAGAGAGAGACAAUAUAGCUGAACCCAGACAUAACCGCUCAAGUUACGACGCCAUCCCCGGGUGAUGGGGGCAUGGAAGGAAGUCCACAGUGAUAUUGUCAUAGUCAUUCCUGACCCAUCAAGUCAAUCAUCCAUUCAGCAGGAAAACCUCUCACUCAUUGGGGAAAACCCCUCUUUCAUCAGGGAAUCCCUAUCUGUAAGGGAAAUCUUCAUCAAAAGAACCUACCACUGAGAUUGGUGCACAUUACUCUAUUUAGAUAGUGCUUUGUCUUUCAUUCCUCUUUUUGACCUUUAAUCUCUUGGAAUUCGAAGAAUAUUUGGAUAUUGGAUAUGUUGGAACAAUUGUGUGUUGAAAAACAUUUAAAUUUUUAAGUAAUAAUGAGACAUAUUUUUAAAAUUUAUUUUUGAUGUUUGGGAAAUGUACAUGAAAUGACAAAAAUUCAAUGUUUUUAUUGUCUAAAAUCAAGAAUUUUGUUGUUAUAUUUAGAAAUUUAUGAGAUUGAUUGUGAUGCAAUGCAUUACAAAAUCUAGUUGUACAGGUACGUUUUAUUUUGUUGCUUAUUUGAUUUUGUUUUCAAUGAAAUAUAUAAUGUAAAAUUGAGUAUUUAUUAAAGGUAUGUAUGCUACUAUAUGUAAUUUUGUAUGCUGGACUGUAAUAGUGCCGAAGAAAAGUGCUGAAUAUGAAUAUUAAAAAGUCACGAUGAAA
Messenger RNA from Magallana angulata, 4776 nucleotides. RefSeq names its product NPC intracellular cholesterol transporter 1-like. Bases 131 to 4135 code for a protein of 1334 amino acids. NCBI's taxonomy places the organism in Eukaryota, Metazoa, Mollusca, Bivalvia, Ostreida, Ostreidae. Gene Ontology annotation, cellular component: membrane. The transcript has 22 exons. Gene Ontology annotation, molecular function: lipid carrier activity. The record is from RefSeq and is a predicted model, not a curated record.